This is a messenger RNA of Callorhinchus milii (elephant shark), 5086 nucleotides long. RefSeq names its product protein phosphatase 6, regulatory subunit 3. Gene Ontology annotation, molecular function: protein phosphatase binding; protein phosphatase regulator activity. Lineage: Eukaryota; Metazoa; Chordata; Chondrichthyes; Chimaeriformes; Callorhinchidae. Gene Ontology annotation, cellular component: cytosol; nucleus. The coding region runs from base 199 to 2964 and encodes 921 amino acids. The transcript is spliced from 24 exons. The record is from RefSeq and is a predicted model, not a curated record.
CUGGCUGAUGAUAGUGAAAAGGCUGACUAUUUUUUCCCCCUCAAUUCCCAUCUUUAGGCAAUUGAAAGUGACUAGGAUAUUUCCUAUGUGACUGAAAUCAGUGAACUUUAUACACGAGGGAUUGAAAAUUUAAUCUUCCUGAUGCUUGGCUCAAUAUUGCUCUGGGUUGUGGAGUUAACAAUGGAGCCAUAGUGCAUCAUGUUUUGGAAGUUCGAUCUUCACACGUCAUCGCAUAUAGACACACUUCUGGAGAAGGAAGAUGUGACCCUCACAGAGUUAAUGGAUGAAGAAGAUGUUUUACAGGAAUGUAAAGCUCAGAACCGUAAACUGUUGGACUUUCUGGUUAGAUCACAGAGUAUGGAGGAUCUGGUCACAUACAUCACCCAGGAACCACCAGAAGAAAUGGAUGAAAAGAUGAAAUACAAGUAUCCCAACAUAUCGUGUGAACUCCUUACUUCAGAUGUAGACCAGAUAAACGACCGACUGGGAGAAGAUGAGCCUUUGUUGUCUCGAUUGUAUACCUUUUUGCAUAAUGAGCCACCUCUUAACCCCUUACUUGCCAGUUUCUUCAGCAAAGUGUUAAGCAUUCUUAUCAGCAGGAAACCAGGACAGAUCAUUGAGUUUUUACGGAAGAAAGACGCAUUUGUAGGUUUGAUGUUGAAACACAUAGGGACCUCAGCACUCAUGGAUUUGUUACUUAGGCUGUUGACGUGUAUUGAAUCACCACAGCUGAGGCAGGAUGUUUUAAACUGGUUGAAUGAAGAAAAAAUUAUUCAAAAACUAAUAGAAAUGGUACACCCAUCUCAGGAUGAUGAUAGGCACUCAAAUGCAUCGCAGUCAUUGUGUGAAAUCAUCCGCCUUAGCAGAGACCAGAUGAUUCAGAUGCAGGGUUGUCCAGAACCAGAUCCACUUCUGUCAACCAUAGAGAAGGAAGAAACUUUAGAAAUCUUGUUGUCAAAUGUUUUUGAUAAGGAGAAGAAUGAAUCGGCAAUUGUAAACAGUAUCCAAAUAUUGUUGACUUUACUAGAGACUCGAAGACCUGCCUUUGAAGGCCAGUUAGAAAUUUGUCCAUCUGGUAUGAACCACACAGCCUUUUCUGUGAGCAACAGCACAUUACAAGCAAUUAGACAGAGACUUAAAGACUUCCAUCAUCUACUGCUUGAACCUCCUAAGAAAACUGCAAUGAAAACUACGUGGGGAGUUUUAGAUCCACCAGUGGGGAAUACUCGCUUAAAUGUCGUCAGACUUGUAGCCAGCCUUCUGCAAACAAAUACACACAGCAUUAAUGUGGAGCUCAUAGAACUUGACACCAUCAAUGUGUUGUUGGACAUGUACUUUCGAUAUAUUUGGAAUAACUUCCUUCAUGUGCAAGUAGAAAUUUGUAUUGCAACAAUCCUAGGAAGCCCUCCAUGUCAUGGUGACAGCACAGAAAAUAACAUCGAAGAUAAUCCAGAGACUAUCAGAGAUAACAUAUUAGUAAAACAUCUGUUUCAAAAGUGCCAAUUAAUUCAAAGAAUACUUGAUGCUUGGGAAAGUAAUGAAAAAGAACAAUCAGAAGGUGGAAGACGGAGAGGGUACAUGGGUCACUUAACGAGAAUAGCGAAUGCUAUUGUCCACAAUUCUGAGAAGGGGCCAAACAGUGCACUUAUGAAUCAACUGCUUAAAGAUAUUCCUGAUGACUGCAGGGAAAGGUGGGAGACAUUCACAGCCAAUUCAUUGGCAGAAAUCAAUAAGAAGAAUACUGUAGAUCUGGUUAGCACACACAACAUACAUUCAUCCAGCGAUGAUGAAGUUGAUUUUAAGGAGCAGGGAUUUGCUCAGGACUCAGGGUUACAGCAAGCCUUUUCUGAUUAUCAGAUGCAACAAAUGACGUCCAAUUUUAUUGACCAGUUCGGCUUCAACGAUGAGGAGUUUGCUGAUCAGGAGGAUAUCGUGAAUGCUUCCUUUGAUAGAAUUGCUGACAUCAACUUUUCAUUGAAUACAAACGAGAGUGCCAGUGUGGCUCUUUUUGAGGCAUGCUGUAAAGAGAGAAUUCAGCAAUUUGACGACAGUGGUUCUGAUGAAGAGGACAUUUGGGAUGAAAAAGAUGUAACUUUUGCACCAGAUGCACAAAUUCGACACAGAAGUUCAGGCAGUACAGACAGCGAAGAAAGCACAGAUUCUGAAGAGGAGGAUGGGGAGAAACGGGAUGGUGCAUUUGAGUCUAGUAGUGCCAAUCCAGAUGACCGAAUGGAGGUGGACACAAAUGAUGCCCCAGGAUGGACAGCAAACUUCGAAGUGCCUAUGGAAACUGCAAAUGUGACUGCUGCGGAAUCUACUGAAACUCCAGUGUGGAGCUCAGGAGAUUCAGAAUGCCAAGAAACAGGAUGGGCCACGUUUUCAGAUUUUUCAUCUCCUGUAAGUUCAACAAAGGACCCAUUAAGAAGUAGCUCUCCAAUUGCUAUGGAAACGUGUUCUGACCCAGUGGAUCUUCAUAGUAAUAAUAGUGCAACACACACUGAAGGUUUUGUUGCGACCUCGCAGCUUGCCUGCAAAAAACCGAAAGCAGUGCCAGCCAUGUUAAACACAGAAGCCAACUCAUCUGACGGAGAAGAGGAGGAAGUGACUACAGACCAAAUAACAGAGACCGUUAGCAAUGGUUCCAUGAAAGAGACAGUCAGCCUUACUGUAGAUGCCAAAACUGAAACUGCUGUGUUUAAAAGUGAGGAAGUAAACCUGUCUACCUCUGAAGAUGUUUCUUUAAAAUACGUCCUGCCAGAAAGCCUAGAAGCUUCAAAGGUGACUCCAACAUCACCAUCGCCUAAUGAUUAUCAAGAAGAUGGCUUGAAGCCUUCUGAAGAGAGUAUAAAAUCUCAGGCAAAAGACACUUUGAAUGGACCUGUUGAUGAAGUGACGUCAAUGGAAGAAGCCAAGGCAGAUCAACGAGUUCCAUCGCCUGAAGCUUCAGUGAAUGGCCCUGCAUGAUUAAUUAAUUCUGCUGUUGGCUGCUCCAGUCUGAGUAGCUGCUAUCCAGGGGUAUCAGUGGGGUUCACUGGAGGCACGGGGCCUAGGCCUAUCAAAGCCAGUCACUGCUGCACUAAAUUCACAAGGGAUCAGGACCAGCAAUAUUCUUAUCAGAUUUUUAAGAUGGAUGUACAAAGAAGAGUUUGAGAGAAAUGUAUAAAUGAGGGUAUUACAUGUUGGCAGAUACAAAGAACUCUCUUGCGUGCAUUUGUAUCAAAUACAUGAUAUAAAACAGGAUGAUCAGUCCAUUAAAUAUCUUGCCACUCACGUGAUAUUAGUAUUGUUGCCAUAGUUAAAUGGUUAUAAGAGUUAGAGUAUUUUAUAAAAAUGUGUAUACAUAAACCUGACGUAUAUAAUUGAAAUAUACCAAUUGGAACACAUAGUGUGACCAAAGUGUUUAGAAGUUUUCAUACUUUUUUUCAUCUUGUAUAAAAUUUUAACUUUCAGUGUUUCUUCCAAGUGGGCAGAGUAAAUUGUAGAAGUGAACUGCAAAUGUAAAACUGUUAUUUUGAUCAAUUUGCCUAUAUUAAACCAAUUGCUAGAAGAAAAACUAAUUGUAAAUGUUCAACAGUGGCUUUUUGUUUCAGGUUUUAUUCGUAAACAUUUCUUGAAUUCUAGAAUGAGUAGAAUCGAAAGUCCUUUGAUACGGAUUUAAACAUAUUUAUUACUAAAGACUAGUUGGCCAUUUGGUAUGUCACUGAACUACCGUGAGGUGGUUCAUCCCUCUGGAUUUUGCAUUUUCAUGCUUAGAAGUUGUUCAAAUCAAUGGUGAAGAACACUGAAGAUUGGCCUUGAGCUGCAUGUGGCUUGUGGGUGUUUCUCUUUGCUAAAGGUCUGCAUCAAUACAUUGCCUGAAUGAUUGAAACUGUUUGAUCUCGCUUUUCCUUUUUUUUGCUGUAUUCAACCAACUAACCAUGUUUUUUUUUAACAUGAUCCUUUUAUUUCAGAUGCCAGGAUGAUAGAACUUAAUCAGGGUGAACUGAUAUCUGAGCACUUAAUGUAAUAGUUGGCUUGAAGUAGAUCUGUUGACUAAAACUUUUAGGGAAAGGAUGGGAACCCUUUCAGUGCUAAAGUAAAACAAUGAAGGGGUUAGCCUCCGCUAUUAAAUUCAGGGAUUUGAAGUGUUAUAACAAGUUGAUCCUUAUUCAUUGUGACCCUAAUGUACUGUUAAUGGGAAUGGCAGCUAGUUAAGUUAAGUUAAGGCAGCUUUGAAAAAGUGAUUUUUCAAGUGCCGAUGGUACUAGUUUUAGUCAGGAAAAGAGUUGAUGGUAACGCAAGUGGAAAUUUUAGAAGAAUGUUUUCACAUUAGAAAAUUGUUUGUUUCAGGAAAGUAAAAUAAGAUAUGCACUCACUAUUUGUGUGGCCUAUUCUUUGCAUCAUCUACAACUAAAUUGACAGUACAACCUCUUAAGCACCUUAGCACAUUCAUGAUUUUUUUUGUGAACUUUAUCACAGGUAAAUCUAACGUCCUGAGUUUAGAAUUCAGCACCAAUAAAAGAUGCAAUCUUCUAUGAUCUUUCUAGCAAUUUUGGACAGCAGUGAAAUUUACUGGUUAAACAUCUGAUUUGCCGUUUAAAUGUCUGAAAUAUUUUAGCACAGAUUUGUGUAUUUGAAGGCUGGGAUUUUGUGACAUCUCUGUAAAUGUAGCAAACGUUCAAAACUGAGGUAAGAUUAUAGUAAUUAUUUUUGACCUGUUUCUAAUGGGGGAGAGUGGAGAAGGAGCUUGGAGAUUAGUUUCCAAACUAAAACUUUGGAAAUGAUGGUGCUACUUGGCUGAGGCUGCCAAAUAGGAGAAAAUGAUCUGUUUUGCUGUCUUGACAAUCUUCAUUUGCAAUUUAAAGUUUAAUAGCAUAAAUACUUUGCAACAAACUUUUUAUAUUGCAUUCGGAUGGUCUAACCACUCAGACAAGCAGGUACAAAAUGUGUAAGUAUUGGCUUCUUACUGUCCAAUUAUUCUGGUUGUAUGAUAUAUUUCUCAUUUGUCCUAUCUUCAAAUGUACAUCCAAUAUACAAUGUAAAUACCUUGUUGAAAUUAAUAUGGCAUUAGUUAAAGUUUGCAAUAAAGUAAACUGCUUAAAUUGUA